Molecule: messenger RNA, 28088 nt
Organism: Haliotis rufescens (red abalone)
Lineage: Eukaryota; Metazoa; Mollusca; Gastropoda; Lepetellida; Haliotidae
Exons: 9
Coding region: 170-16273 (5367 amino acids)
Molecular function (GO): ATP hydrolysis activity; ubiquitin-protein transferase activity
Source: RefSeq, a predicted model, not a curated record
AGUUGUAUAGACUGGUCCAUAUUUGAUGUGGUCACGUUUCCUGGAAUCAUUGACUGGUGUGCAGUAGGGUGGAGGUUACUGCUGAACAGUCUGGCUCCCCGAGUCUGACAAGUUGAUGAUGUUACAUCAUGAUGUAGAGGUGUAGGAACCUAAAGCCAUUUCUGAAGUCAUGGCUGAAAAAGAGACUGCAUUCUCUCUCGAGAUUACAGUCUCUGCUGUUCUUACUCACAAAGAUGGUACAACAGAGGAAGUUGAUGACAUAAAGUGUCUACUGAAUCAGUUCAAAGAGUAUCAAGUUGUGCAGAAGUUUCUUUGCAAGGAAACAUACUUCCAUCUGCAAGGAGCUUCUAUUUCUAAAGAUGAACUGGUGCUCAAAUGUUCCAUUUUAUCUGAAAGUGAACUAACUGAUCUGGAAAGUGCUGUUGAAAAUGAUCACUUGGGACAGGAACUAACUAAGUAUGUUAUUAAUAGUGGACUUGAAACUGAACUUUCUUUAUCACAUGACAGUGACAUUAAAGUCAGUUUGGUGUUGGAGUUGAGAAAACAAUGGAUGCGGCAAGGAAGGGCUUAUUUUAAGAAGAUUUCCAAAACUUCACAAAAGGAUGGAAAAAAAUCAAAGUCCAAGAAAAAGGGAGGAAAAGGUGAUGAUGGUGACCAACCAUUGGGCGGUGCUUCACCAACAGUAUCUAAACAAAGUGUUGAAAAAAAGCCCAUGUCACAGAAAAAGGAAGAAGAAAGGAAUGAACAAAAUGCAUCCAUGAGUGGUACUUCAUCUUCGGUGGGUCUUAAAAGUGGAUACUCAGGUGGAAGGAAAAAUGAAUUCCCAGCCUCUAAGCCUAUCACAGAUUCAGCAUCAGUGUCCAGCACAGAUUCAAAAUCUGGACCUGCACCAAAAGAUACAGACAAUGAAUCGGAAAGAAAGGGUACAGAUGAUAGGAAUGGGGCAGCUGUAGGAAAGAGUGCUGUGGCAUGUAUGGACUCUACUACACCUGGUGAAGAUAGGAGGGAGACAGUUCCAACACCAGAUUCUGCAGCAAAAAAAGUCACCACUGGAGGGACAGAUCUUGAGUCACCGUGUGGUUCAGACAAUAGGGAAAAUCAAAAUCCAUCAACAGAUAAAAAGCUUGUUGGGUUUGAUGAGACAGGGAAAAGGAAAGAUCAGUCGUUAGCUGAACAUGGUACUGAUAAACACCUGUCUGGGAGCAAUGUGAAGAGAAUAAAAGUUGAGGAUGAAAAUGUCGGUUCAUCUUUAACACCUGAAGAUACUGGCCAAAGAGCAGCUCAUGAGUCAAUUACUAAAGAGGCUGAAGAACCACUGAUUCUGAAGAAAGAAGUACUUGUCUACAUUCCUGGAAGUGAAGUGAAAAAGAAAUAUAUCAAAGAUGUGUUUGUUGAAUUUUCAUCAAAAGGUGUUGGAAAUUUCUACUUAAGAAUGAAGUCUUUGGAUGAAAAUAUGUGGACUAGUCAAAAGGUAGAUUUUCAUCCAGAUGUUGAUGAACUUUAUUGUGGUAUCAAAAUACAUUAUUGCAGUAAAUGGAUAUCAAGUUAUAUUCAUACGGUUGCGUAUAUUUGGCAGGCAAUGGGAACAAGAAACAUUUUUCGAUGCACUGUAGGCCUAUCUGACUAUGAAGAAGGAUUUUGUGGUCAUGUUAUUCACAUUUUACUGAAUAUCUCAGAAUAUGGAUUUAAAGAUGCUCUCAUGCAAAUUGAAGAUCUUACCAGAAAUAUUUCUAGAGACCGCAGAGAUGUUGAUUCAAUCUUCAAGAUGAUGAAAAAUUGUUUUGAAAAUGAAACACACUGCUUGUCACCUGAUGGAUUCAGUGCUGUGGGGUAUAUUUAUAGAAAACUCUCUAAAAAUCAAGAUUACAUAAAACAUUCAAAAUGGGUUACAUCAACCAUCUGUCAGUCAAUUCUGAAAGGUUUUAAAGCAAUUUCUGUGAAGGACAUUCCAAGCACAAUGAUAUCAGAUUUUAGGUGGAUUGCAGAAAGUUUGUGUCAAGUUGCAUAUUCUAAAAGUCAAUGCCACUUCUUCACGGUCAUGGAAUAUUGCUUUCCACUGUUUUCACCUAAAUAUUUCUCUGAGCUGUUAGGGAAAUCUCUUUCAACAAAUACAUUCAAGGUACAUGACUUUGAACACAUUAGAUCAGUUGUCGGAGGAACAUACAGUCUUGUGAGCCAGGAGGAUGAAGCGGCAUAUCGUGAGUUUCUUGAGAGAUUGCUACAUUACUUACCUUUGGAAUUUACCUUGGCAGAGGAAGAAAAUGUGAGCAAAUUCAAAACAGAUGUUGAGAAUAUCAUCCAUAUGAGAGUGAAAAAGGAAUGUACUUCUGCAGUGAAGACAAGAAACAUUGUGCAAGUGGUUGAGCUCCAUGAUGUACUUUCAAGAUGGAAAAGAAUUAAAGGAGAUGUUGCCAGAUGUAUGGAACAGACUGUGGUUUGUAUCUGUGAAAACACCCACAAGACUUAUACGCUUGACCACCACAAAUUACAGACACUUCUUCGUGCUGACAAUCUCUUUGUUGAUCCUUCCUGUUGUGUAAAAGUCAUGGAAAUACUGGCAGUGUCAGAAAACAAAAUAUUACACUCUUUAUUUACAGAGAUGUUGAAACAUGGCUUUUUGGAUGUUUGCAGGGAAGACGUCAUCUCUGAACUGACUCGGAAAUGGUUUGAGAAAGCUAUUCAGUUACUCUGUAGUGAUGGCCGAUAUAGUCGACCAAUUGAUGAUUUACCACAUGUCUAUCAAUAUCUGGGCUCUGCUUUGUCUGUUGACUGUGUUUUUCACAAGAGGAUGCUUGUCCAGAGUUUGAAAGAGAGAGCUUUUAAGUUCUUGAACUCAAUAAAUGUCAAAACAUUAGUUGACAAGUUACUUGAAAUUGAUUUUGUGGAAGAAUCACACUGCCAGAAUGUUUUUGCUGAACAUUUACAAACAUAUCUGUUAGAAGGAAAAGAGGCGGAUAUGAUUGGAAUAAUUCUAUCUAAAGCUGGAAAUACAUCCUGGAUUGGAUAUUCACAAAGCAGAAACUAUUCCAAAUUGUAUGAAGACAUGCUGGUGAAAUGCAUUGAACAGUGUGGCUUACAAAAAACAGAGAAUGAUGAAGCCUGCUUUCUUUUGAUGUUGAAAAAUGUAGAGUUCUGGACAAACCUGCUGUCUAUGGCAGGUCAAUACGAAUUCCUGAAGACAAAUGUUGUUCUCCAUAAAGCUCGAGGAGCUUCUGUCAAGGUAGCACAACAGUUGUGUCACAACACAUGUUCUCUGCUAUUUUCAAGGAAAUUACAUGCAGCGCUAAAAGAUGGUUUUUCUAAGUGUACCAAAAUGCUUUUACUUUCUAGUAAGGUCUGCAAGAAAGAAGACUUUGAUAAGGCGUUGUCACUGUUACCUGAAGCAAAAAAAAUGGCAGAACGUGAUGAACUAUUCAUUUCUCAUAUUUUGAGCAAACUUAAACUUCACUUUGGAGGAAAAUGGCCUGAUUUAGAAAUUGCAUUUGGAAUGUUUCAUGAAAUGCAAUUAGAUGUUCAUGAAGGAUCAGUAGCUAUAUCAACUCUUCUUGAUCAUUCAUUUUGGGGCCCUUUCUGUGAUAUCCUCAGAUCUUGUGAACAUAUUUCAAAUGUUUCAAAUUCACAAAGUUUUUGGAACAUCUCUAAAACAGUGAUCAAUCAGUGGUUAUCAAUUCCUGAUAUAUUAGAAACAGUUGUGUCUUCUGGUCCAGAAGAUAGUAUUUGUGAGCUAUUUGGAGAAGACAGAAUUGAAAAUGAUACUCCUUGUGUAACUUUGAAGGUGAUAGAAAUUCUUGCUUCUGAAUGUAUAGUAGAAUAUGAAAAUAUGUGGAGGCCUCUCUUUGAAGGCUCUGAUCAAAGCAUAGGUGAAAUACGUCCACUGCUUGAUGUUGACGACAGUCCUGAUGAACAGUUACUGGCACAAAGUCACUUUGACAGUAAGUUAAAGGAUUGGGUGAAGAAAGCACUUCACAUGUAUGACAAGUACUAUGAGUAUUCAGGUAAAGUUGAAAUAUUGAGGAAGGUGUUGAAAAUACUUCACUUACAGGAAAUGGAGAAAACAUUUGCAGAAUCUGUGCAAGCAUUUACUUCUCUUGAAGAAAAGACUGUGGAUGACCUGACCCUGAGACAGCUCUUUGAAACUGGCAAAAUAUUAACUCAAAUAAGUCAGAUACUUGAGGGAGAACUUUCAUCUAUUUUGGAGGAACUUUCAAACUCAUCAAAACUCGUUGACUUUCUUCGAGAGACAGCUUUGGAAGAUCUGCGAAACCUAAUUGAUGCUGUUGAGGAGCACUCGGAGCAGUCAGUGCAAGAAUCUACUGUGUCGGCUCUGAUAAGUGUGAAAAGAUUUCUCAGUCCAAUACUGAGGGAAAACCUUCAUUCAGAUGUGGAACAUGUCUUGACAAUGCUGCAAAAGUCACUGUCUGAUUCAAAAAUAACAAACUUGGAUCAAAAGAUUUCUGAGUGUAACACACACCUUCACAGCCUAAAGGCUCUGUUUCAUAAUGUAGCUAAUAGGGGUGAAGUUACAAAAGAAAUUGUUAAAAAAGCUGUCCAGCAAGGUUCAAAGUAUGGAUUUACAUUAUCCCAGUCUGGAUGUGAUGUUAAUCUGAAGUAUAAGAGUCACAGCACAACAAGGACUCAUACAUACUCUGAUAUUUGUGACUUGAGAAGUAGAGUUAUGUUAAUGAAUACAGAUGUGAAAGAAAAGGGUAGGGCAAAAAAACAAGACAAGAUAAAAGAAGAUUUUACAGUGUUUAAGCAGUCUGUUGAUGAUGCCAUGAAUAUUGCUUCAAUUCUGACAGAACUCUGUCAGUCAGGUCAUCCAGAGUAUCAUGAUAAAUACACAGCCUCAUUCAGCAUCAUAGAUCUGCAGGAACAUGCGACUGAAUAUAGCAAUACGCUAUUGAACUGGCAAACUGCAUUAAGCGAUAGUAGAAAUCAAUAUUAUUGGCUGAAUUUUUUUUAUCCUAAACAAUUGCGUCAAAUUGAAACUCACUUCAAGGCAGUGCACCAUAAAGGAGAUAGAGACAUAUGUGAUCUUCUCUCCUUUACUGGUUAUGACUUCAAAGAUAUGUCAAGAGGAAAAGACAUAUAUUCCAAAGUUCAGAAGGAUGUAGGACAUGAUGCCUUUUCGCUGAAAAGUGUUGGAAAAACACUAGACAUCUUGUUUCAAGGUAAAACACCUAUGUAUACUCCAUUUCCUGAUACAAAAUCUGGAAGGGCAGCUGAUGCAGUUCAUGAAGGGGAACUUUUUGUUGUAGGUUUGAAUGAUGACAGUGACCUAGUUGUCCCAACAUUAUUAGCUUUGUACAAAAACACAACUGGAUAUUUACCUAUGUCUAGUCAAGUACUUUUCUGUCAAGAGGAUACACUUUGGGAAGACAUUGAACUUCUUAUGCGAAGGUGUCUUGGUGGUAAAAGGGAAAAGAAACAAAUUCAGCUAUUCUCUAUUGUUUGUGUUGAAAAUCUCUCAAGUGAACUUCAGUUUAGACUUGUUGAUACACUUGAAAUAAUAGAGAAAGAGUCUUACCUACUGGCAAUAAUUUGUAGAGGAAAUGCACAUCACCCCUUUUUAGAUCAUUUUGGAGAAAAUGUUCAUCAAGUGCAGCCAAUGUCACAAUCAGCAAUGGAAGAAUGUUUGAAGACAUUAUGGCCAAAUGUUGUCACCGUCUUAUCAGACGUCCCAGGUCAAGGAAAAUCAGAAUUUAUCCAGCAAUUAGCAUGGUCAAGACAUAUGAGAGUCUGCUCAUUGCAUGUUAGUGGGGAAAUGAGCCCAAAACAACUUGUAAAGAAGAUGUCGCACCUUGAGUUGAAGUCAUCAGAUCUGCUCCACAUUGAUAUUGGAAUGCUUUCUAAACCCAAGGAAGUGGAUCUGCUUCUCACUCAGUUGAUAGUGUCAGGUUUUGUUUUCCAUGGAUCGGAUUUGGUGAAACUCACAACAAAAACAAUUUGUAUUGAAGUAGCAAACACUAUCAGUAACAGUCUAAGAAACUCAUUAAAUACAGCUUUAUGCUUUAGAAGAGAAAUGCUCGAAUGGCAAAAUUAUGCAAAUUUCUUUGCAAGCAUUGAAACAUGCAGCUCUGUGCAGGUUGUCUGUCACUACUUGCAAGCAUAUGACUGCGGAAAACUGGACACCACUGACUUGUACUUUACUGGUGAAGAUGCAUGCAGGCCCUUACCACAGGAAAAAUGUAGGGAAUUGCUCAAGAAGUAUUUUUCGAGUGGAACAGAUAUGUCCUUCUCUGUUGUGAGAACAUUUUUGAAUGUGUUGUCAGAUCAAUUGAAAAAGUUUUCGUGCAGUUACUUCUUUAGGACAACAAAUUUGUCAGGAAUGCUUGGUGGAGAUGCACUUUUAAAAGAUGUUAAGAGUCAGUUGUUCAGGGCUCUUCUUGAUGUAUCCAGGGAAUUUGCUACAAGAUCUGUUCAUGCAUGCAGGGAAGAUCAGAUGGCCAGCGUUCAAACAAUGAGUCAAUCUGCAGACAUCAGUCAGAGUAUGGAAAACCUAGUGUCUACUUCGGCAUCAGCUUCAGCAAUGACUAAACGUGUAGAAGCCAUGAUACAGUGGGAGGAAAGUAAUCACUUACUCAUUGCAUUUCACAAUCAAGACAUUCAAACACUUUCUGCUCUUUACAGGAAGAAAACUUUGGUCCCAGUACAUGUGAAAACACUCUUUGAGACACAAGUGAAAGCUGCGAUGCCUGAGUUCUCAAACCUAAGUCAUACAGAACUUCGAGAUAUGUUACAGCGAAUUGCCAGAUUCAAACCGGGAGCAACAUCUGAUGAGGUUAUGAAGCACAUGAGUUCUUCUUAUGCCCUCACACCUGACAAUCUCUUGAAGAUGAUUCUGAUCAUACUCCGAACGAGGGCUCAUGUUCCUGUCAUUAUCAUGGGGGAAACUGGAUGUGGAAAAACAAGUUUGAUCAGAUAUUUGUCUGUUAUCUGUGGAGUAGAUCUUGAAAUACAAAACAUACAUGCAGGGAUUGCAGACGAUGAGAUUUUAAGAAGGGUUAUGGAAGUGAAUGAAAAAGCCCUGAACUCUUUGGAUGACAUAGUGUGGCUGUUUCUGGAUGAAAUCAACACUUGCAACCACCUUGGUUUAAUCAAUACAAUUCUUUGCCAUCACAUAUGUCAAGGUAAUAUUCUUGCUCCUAACCUAGUUGUCAUGGCAGCAUGUAAUCCAUACAAGAUAAGAAGUGACCAGAGUAUUUUCACUGCAGGACUAGAAACUAAAGUGCAAGCUGAUGAGAAGUCCAGAUUGGUGUACAGAGUGAAUCCACUUCCAGAAAGUAUGGUCGAUUUUGUAUGGGACUAUGGCAGUUUGAGUGACAGUGAUGAAAAGGCAUACAUAAAGCGCAUGAUAACUGGCUGUGUUCAUCAAAGUUUGGAAAAUUGUGUAGUUGCACUGUUGGUUAUGUCUCAAAGCUUUAUCCGUAAAAGGGAACACUCAGGAUCAUGUGUUAGCCUACGUGAUGUGAGUAGGUGUCGGAAGUUGAUAGAUUGGUUCAAAGUGACAUUGAAGAAGAAGGAAAAACUUAGUAAGAAAUGCUUUUCUCCUGGUGUUGUUUUGGAAAAGUCAUCUGUGGUCUUAGCAUUAGCACAUUCAUACCACUCACGGCUUCCAGAUGCAUCUAGCAGACAGACCUACAGACAAGAAAUUGCCAAGAUUUUUAGUGCCAGUUUUGUCAGUUCAAAUGAGCAGGAGAUCUUCAGCAUCAUCCAAAAUGAACAACAAGACAUUCUUAAUAGAAUGGAAUUACCUCAAGGUACAGCAAAAAACACAGCUCUCCAGGAAAAUGUAUUUGUCAUUUUGGUUUGCAUCCUCAAUCACAUACCUGUAUUUGUUGUUGGGAAACCAGGUUGUAGUAAGUCUCUAUCCCUGCAGUUGAUUAAAAGUAACUUGAGGGGGAAAGAUUCAAAAGAUCCUUAUUUUCAGAGUUUGCCUCAGGUGUUCUGUGUGUCAUAUCAAGGAUCUGAAUCAUCUACCUCUGAGGGGAUCCUCAAGGUAUUUGCUAAAGCUGAAAAAUACAAAGAGAAUGAUAAAGACAACAGUGUUCUACCUGUUGUCAUUUUGGAUGAAAUUGGACUUGCAGAGAUGUCAAGAUUUAAUCCCCUGAAAGUUCUCCAUAGUUUAUUGGAGCCUGGGGAUACAGAGCUUCCAAAUGUUGCUGUUGUUGGUAUCUCCAACUGGGCACUUGAUGCAGCUAAGAUGAAUAGAGCUAUCCAUCUCUCAAGACCUGAUAUGGAUGCUGAAGAGCUUUAUCUUACAGGAAUUUCUAUCAGUGAGACAAGUGUAUCAGAUUCUCAGAAAAGAAUGAGUCUGUCGUCACCAUGUUCAUUGAAAGACUGUGAAAGGAAAAUUGAUAAAAAUCUUGUCCGAGCAAUAGCAAAUGCUUAUUUGCAAUAUACAGGAGAACAGACAUUUAAGAAUUUCCAUGGUCUGAGAGACUUCUAUUCACUUGUGAAAUAUGUUUCAAAGGAAUUCAGCUCCCUAUCUGACCAUGACUCCAUUGUUUCAGAUGUGCAGUUAAAAAUCAUUAUGAAAGGAUUGCUGCGUAACUUUGGGGGACUGUCCAGUGAAAUACACUCUGUUUUGACAGUAUACAGAGAGCAUUUGGAGAAGUUGCUUUCUGUCAAUUUUCCUGAGAUGGAAGACAUUCCGUCAGUGUUAGAUCUUGUAGCAGAUAACAUCAAAGAUAAAUCUGCACGUCAUCUACUUUUGUCCACAAGAGGGGAAUCUGCUUUGAGCAUUAUUGAAGACUUGCUUGAUAAAAAGAACAGAAAGUUUGUUUCCAUCCUUGGUAGUCGUUUUGAAGAGGAUUUAACAGAUGACUACAAUUAUCGCAUAUUGAGCAGGAUCAUACUGUGUAUGGAGCAAGGUGUGGUGUUGAUAUUGAAAGACUUGGAGAAUAUCUAUGGCAGCCUGUAUGACAUGCUGAAUCAGAAUUACACCAUAGUUGGUUCAAAGAAGAAUUGUCGCAUUGCACUUGGAGCUUACAGCAAUCCAUUGUGUCAUGUGCAUGAUGAUUUUCGAUGCAUUGUGUUGGUGGAGGAAGACAAACUGGAUCUAUCAGACCCACCCUUUUUGAACAGAUUUGAAAAGCAGUAUAUGAAACUGACUGAAUUACUAUCACCAACUGAACUGAAGGAUGUCUCAAUUUUAGAAGACUGGAUCGGCAAAAUUGCAAAUAUUCAUGGGCAUACCUUUACAAGGAGUGAUGUUAUUCCGAUAGACAGCCCAGACAUGGUUGCUUCACUUGUUCAUUUUGUAUAUUCUGAAGAGAAUAAUGAAUGUGACUCCACUGCUCAUAUGAACAUGUGCAAAAGACUGGUACUGACAAUGUGUUCUCCAGAAUCAAUUGUACGAAUGGAUUUGAGUGAACUGCAAAAGAAAGACUCUAAUGAAGUACAAGAACUGCAGGAUUAUUUCUUUCAUUUGCCUCUUCAUAAUGGUUUGGCACAUCUACUGAAAGCAAGACUUGAAGAGAGUAAAUGUUGUUUGAAGGAAAUUAUGUUUACUCACAGCAAUCUUCACACAAAUGUAAGUGCAUGCAUGGAGAUUAGUUCAGUUGAUAUUCAAAGUGAAAAACUUGGUGCUUUUAAAUCUGAAAAGCAACUUUGUACCAGAAUCGGGAGUUUUUGGAGUGACCCUUCCAAGACAUGGCUUGUUAUUCAAUGCUCAGCAAGUACGGAUCAGGAGAAUAUUCUCUUGAUGAAAUCUGUUGUUGACAGGGAACAUGAUGAUUUUAUGUCUAAAAAGGAUCAUAAAGACCAAAAACAUGUAAUAGUUGUUAUGCAUAUGGACAGAAAUGAAUCUGAAAACACUCUUAGUCUUGUAAACUUUUUGAGUGGAUGGAAUAUGACAUUCAUAGACAGCCUUGAAAAUAGGGAGAUCUCUCUUCAAGACUUACUCCAUAAAAGGAAGAUGCAUCUUAUUCAUGAAAGACGCCCAGUAACGUCUUUUUUGAAGCAGCAUCUUUUUUGGGCAUUCACCCUACUUGACUAUCAUGACAUACCAAGGAGUUUGGCGAGUCUUAAGGAUGUAGUUGAUGCCAUAGUAGGUGAUUCACAGUUGAUGAUAUUUCUUGAGGAAUUGGUGUUAACCAGUUUACAAGAACAUUUAGAUGCAGAUGAAUCUCAGUGCUGGCAACUUGAUGUAGCAUGUGAUAGAUUAAAGCUCUACAAUUUUCUUACUCUUCAUGAUGCUCUAGAACAUGAAAUCUCAACAUGUAUAAAACAUCCAUUAGCUGCCCUUGUUUACAAAAUUGAAGCCUCAAGUUCUUGGGAUGCUGUAACUUUGUGGAGCAGUGAUAAAGACAAAGACAGAAAAAGAGAGGUCUGGUUAAACUUUGUACAUGAUAAAAAUAUGAUUGAUACUGAAUCUGUUCCACAACCAGAGGGUCCAGAAUGUUAUGUCAUUAUGGACAGUGUACUAUCACUCAGGUGCCCCUUCAGCAAAGUGUUUAUUGACCAGAUAGAAACUUUGAAAGAACCAUUCAUGGAUGCCUUCAGAGCUGAAUAUUCAGACUUUGAAGUUGAUGAAAUUACUGAAGAUAUCAAGGAUAUGUUAACAGUGCGAUUCCAGUCAUCAGUAAGUCAAGCAGCAGCAGACAUGUUUGAAAAUACUUACAGUGAAGACCAGUUUACUGACUACUUUCAUGACUUUUGUAAUGUCAUAUUCUCACGAAUCAAAUUGCAAAUGACAGAAAAGCAAAGAGCAAAAACAAUGGAGUGGUCAAUCUUGUCUCGAUUUACAAGAAAAGGGAAUUCAUUUGAAUAUGAUGUAUGCAGCUUGCAUAUCACAUGUUGGUUGUAUGGCCCAGUCACAGAAUCAGAGAUCAAAUUAAUUGAUGUGUGCCUUGACCUAACAGAAACACAAUUGGAUGACUUUCUACAAAGCAGGAACCUCUCCAUCAUUGCAAGUUCGUCUGAUUCACAGAGACAAGCAAAGGCAGAUUUGAAAGAUGUAUCUUCAUGUAGCUCGGAGGAAGAUGGUUCUUUGGAAAAAUGUGAAUACUUUGUCCCAGAUGUGGAUGCAGAACCACAGCUAGAUGGAGACGGCCAGCCAUUUGUGACAGCAAGUGGUGUGGUGGAUAUAUUGGACAUCGUGUUAGAAACUGAAACAGAAAGUCAAGAUGAAGUCAGUUAUCAGAGGGAAGACAAUGUGAAAUUGAUGCCACCAUCUGAUGAAAUCCAGUUUGAAGACCAACCAACUUCUGAUGAAGAUGAACCUGAAAUUGCCAAAGACAAAUUGUCAACAGAAAAUGAAGUCGGUUACCAGGGGGAAGACAAUGUGAAAUUGAUGCCACCAUCUGAUGAAAUCCAGUUUGAAGACCAACCAACUUCUGAUGAAGAUGAACCAGAAAUUGCCAAAGACAAAUUGUCAACAGAAAAUGAAGUCGGUUACCAGGGGGAAGACAAUGUGAAAUUGAUGCCAGCAUCUGAUGAAAUCCAGUUUGAAGACCAACCAACUUCUGAUGAAGAUGACCCUGAAAUUGCCAAAGACAAAUUGUCAACAGAAAAUGAAGUCAGUUACCAGGGGGAAGACAAUGUGAAAUUGAUGCCAGCAUCUGAUGAAAUCCAGUUUGAAGACCAACCAACUUCUGAUGAAGAUGAACCAGAAAUUGCCAAAGACAAAUUAUCAACAGAAAAUGAAGUCGGUUACCAGGGGGAAGACAAUGUGAAAUUGAUGCCAGCAUCUGAUGAAAUCCAGUUUGAAGACCAACCAACUUCUGAUGAAGAUGAACCUGAAAUUGCCAAAGACAAAUUGUCAACAGAAAAUGAAGUUGGAUAUCAGAGGGAAGACAAUGUGAAAUUGAUGCCACCAUCUGAUGAAAUCCAGUUUGAAGACCAACCAACUUCUGAUGAAGAUGAACCAGAAAUUGCCAAAGACAAAUUGUCAACAGAAAAUGAAGUCGGUUACCAGGGGGAAGACAAUGUGAAAUUGAUGCCAGCAUCUGAUGAAAUCCAGUUUGAAGACCAACCAACUUCUGAUGAAGAUGACCCUGAAAUUGCCAAAGACAAAUUGUCAACAGAAAAUGAAGUCAGUUACCAGGGGGAAGACAAUGUGAAAUUGAUGCCAGCAUCUGAUGAAAUCCAGUUUGAAGACCAACCAACUUCUGAUGAAGAUGAACCAGAAAUUGCCAAAGACAAAUUAUCAACAGAAAAUGAAGUCGGUUACCAGGGGGAAGACAAUGUGAAAUUGAUGCCAGCAUCUGAUGAAAUCCAGUUUGAAGACCAACCAACUUCUGAUGAAGAUGAACCUGAAAUUGCCAAAGACAAAUUGUCAACAGAAAAUGAAGUUGGAUAUCAGAGGGAAGACAAUGUGAAAUUGAUGCCAGCAUCUGAUGAAAUCCAGUUUGAAGACCAACCAACUUCUGAUGAAGAUGACCCUGAAAUUGCCAAAGACGAAUUGUCAACAGAAAAUGAACUAUGUGCAGACGAUUGUGAAGACAAUAAAACUGCCUUAGUGAGUUUUGCCUGCCAAGAGUUGAUUCCCACAGAAAGACUGUUGUCAAGACUUGAGUUAGAAAAGUGGAUAAAUGGAGUUAACCUGGUUCUAUCUCUUGCAGGAGAAGUAUCACAGUCAAAAGUCUUCCUAUCUCUUAGAAUGUGCAGUGACUUCACAUAUGUUGUCUUAGUUCCAUUUAAAUUAUCAAUAAGUUACCUUCAUAGAUUUGGACAAGCACUGAAGGCUGAUACACUUGAAAGUAAGACUGUCUUUAGUAUAGUUUGUGAGUUGGUUGAGGAACUGCUUGAAGCAGGAACAGUUCCUUGCAGUGUGCUACAGCACUUCUUUUCAAUUUACAUCAGCAAUUGCUUGGCUGCAGACACAGAAAACUCUUUGCUGAAUUGGACAUUUUCAUCUUUGCAGAGUCUAUCAAUAUUUGAGUUUUCACUUGACUACUUUGGACCAACAAUCUUUCAGACUAUGUUGAUUGAAAUAGAAUCAGAUAUUCUUGGUGAGGAAAAUGUAGUUGCAGUGUCUCCUGUAUUGCAGUGUUUGGAAGUUUGUGUAGAAACUUUUAAAGACAAUGGAGAGCCUGAUUCUCAGUUAGCUUGUCUCAUCCUUGACGUCUUGCAAACAAACUUUUGUCCGCAGAGCUUUUCCCUAGACAGUGACACAAUAGAGAAAGUAUUAAAGUGUGACAAAAGUUUUAAAUCAGAUGGAUUAUCCUUGCAUCAUUUAUUUGCACUGGCCUACCUGAAAAACUUUUUGAUACAUCUUGCUUCUGAGUUGAACAGAAAUGAGGCAAUGGACCUACAUAUCAUUCAAAAGAUUCAUGGAAUUUUCAGCUGUGAUGAAUCCGAUAGUGAUUCACUUAAGAACAUGAGAACAGGUUCCCUGCAAACUUUCCUUUUAAAAGUCCUUACUCAAGGCCCAGCCUUGAAGAGACUGGAAGAAGUGGUCAAUGAGUAUUCAUCAGAGUGGCCAUUUGUCAGUGAAUUUCAAAUGAAAGAUGAACACAGAUUCUUAGCUCUAGAACUGUGUCCCAUGGAAAUGACCUGCCAGGAUGUCUUCACUCGGGUUCUCAGUGCAUAUGAUGUAUUACCCAAAGACCGCACAAAACUAAAGAAUAUACUCCAAGGCAUAAAGUCCAAUCCUGAAAUUUUGUAUGGUGUAUUCGGUGUUGCUCUACAGAAAAUCUAUGUUGUUCAGAGUGUACGAAGAAUUACUGAUACAGAGCGAAAUGAGAAAGUGAAACUGUUCUGGCAAGAAUGUCACAUCAAAUUAUUUGACAAUCAACGUCAAAUGUUCACAAACUUGUGUACAAUGGAGGAUUUUGCUGUUCAGUUAUUACAGACAAAUCCAAAUAAAUCAGCUGAAGACCACCAUUUGUCAAUGUGCAUUUUACACUUAGUAUGCUCUGUACUCGCAUAUAAUUCCAAUUAUGGAGUUGUCAGUCAAAAGAGUCCAUUUUGGCUGAGAUGUAUACAGGCUCCCAAAGAUGUGCAAAAGCUGUAUCUCCCAGGCUGUGGUUAUAAAGAAGGAGAAUUGUGCUGCUUUACUUUAGCCCCAGUUGUCACAAAGAAGACAAAGUAUGCCAGAUCUUCAUGUUCGUGUAACAGUGUUACAAUCCAUGAUGUGGCAAUAGAAGACCAUCAGUGCAACAUAUGCCAACAACCCCUACAAGAUGGUGAACUGUGUGGUAUUUCAACUAUGGAUAGUACUGGUAACGACGGAAAAGGGUAUAUCUUUGUUGAUAUUGGAUGCCUCAAGAGUGAAUUUGUAUCAGUGCGAAGCAUGUCUCCAGCUGCAUUCCGGGUUCUUCAGUUCUUUCUCCAUGGAUGUUUAUGUGCAUCACUUGCUUUAAAGUUCACAACUAAAGAAGUGCUUUCAAAAGCAAUGCAAUUACCAGAACCUGUUGAUGCUUCAAGUUACAUUGAAAGUCAUCUUCGUGUGCACUGGUGUGCUCUGAAACAUUUGACAGCAAUGGGUGAUUCUCAACUGGCAAAACUGUUGAACCUCAUCAUUAAGGAUUGUAUGCCACUCAUUGCUAGACACAGUGUUCCGUUUCAUAGCAGAGAGGAGCGUGAACUAUAUGAGGAGGAAUUCACUACAUGUAUUGAUAAGAUCAUGGAGAAAAGGUUCCAGAUUGUGCAGGAUGAAACAAGACUAUACCACACAAGAUAUUCUGAAAGUACAUCUUCAAGGCAUGAAGUACUCUUGGCAGAAAUACCUGGUGAUGGAGACAGAUUAGCAGAACUUCCAAAAUUAAUGAGAGAAAAUACACUUCCAAGCAUAGAGAACUUGCAAAGGGAAUUUACCAUUCGGAAACAAGUGCAUGACUUUCCAAUGAUGGCAUUGCUGUUUGAUAGAAUGAAAGACAUAUCACUUCUACAGCAUCUGAUCCCAAUAAUACAAUGGCAUAAGUGUGUCAUUCGAUAUGCUAGCCACAGGCUCAAGAGAAUCAACUGUAGGUCUCAGACGGUACAAGAUUUCAUUCAUGCACCUAUUCAACAGCUAUUGAAUGGGGAUAACAAGAAAACAGAGUUGCGGGAGAGAUUUGACUGUUUCAUGAAAUCAUGGAAUACAUUGAAAGGUCAUCAGGACGAUCUGAAAACUUACAAUCAACAGUUGCCAGAAUUAGAAAGAAUUCAUCAAACUGCCUUACUGCAAGAUUGUAUAAUUAUGACAAAACAGUCUCCUAUGAUGCAAGUACUCUUGGCUUUGAAAGCUAUCCAGAACAAGUUUCUAUCAGAUGCAGCAGUCUUGUGUUUGUCUACUAAUAGUUUAUCUAUCAGCUUCCUCAAAAGGACAGCUGGGGUUGCAGUGUUAGCAGAAGUGCACCUGGAACACAUCAACUCAAAACAGGUUAUAUCAGUGCCAGGUUUGGAAGAGACUCUUAAAUUUUCUCAGAUAAACACAAAAUAUGGUCAUGGCAGAGAAAGACACUAUGACAUCUACCAAAUUGAAACACAGGUAGUUGAUGAGUGUCUACUGAGCAAGCCAAUGAUAAAAGUUGGAUCCAGUUUUCCCAUGAUAAACUUUGCAGGUGAAUCAUUGCAUAAAACAGAUGAACUGUUUGAAAGUGUUUCAAAGAUAGUUGGUCAUGAUGCUGUUGACAAAGAUUUGAAGAAUUCCAUUCUCCAACUGAAAGAUAAAAGUCCAUCCAAUAUGCAAGUACUAUUAGAUUAUUUGCAAAUGACAUUUAGUUUACUGAACAGAACCCCAGUAUCCGGCAGUGACAAAAACCAGUACUUGAGUGAAUUCCUACAAACAUGGCAAUCUUUGUUCCCGAAUCGAGUGAAGGAAGUGGAUGGGUUAUGUAGCAGAGUUCGACUAAGUCAGAUCAUUUCUGUGUAUGAAUUAACAGAGGAUGUGAUGGCUGAUGUCAUUUUUGAUGGCAUUGAAGAAAAAUACAGGAGUAAACUACCAGAAGAAUGCAUGAAGCUGUUGAGUGCAUUAAUGAGGAACACUGGUCUCAGAUUUCAAGAGGCGUUAAUUUCUGCUUUGAAGAAGAUUGUAUUUCGUUAUGUGCAGUCUGGAUUUGUAAGCCAAGAUGAUAAACUGGCACCACGACUCAUGGAGAAAACUCUGUGGCCACAAGGAGUUUAUGAAGAUGUUGUUGCAAAAAGUAGAAAUCCAGAUGCCGGACUACUUCAUGAUGUACAUUGCAUUGAACACAUCUACUGGACCAUUGUCUUCAUAGCUGAAAGUGUUGAGGAGAAAAGAGUAAGGGAGGAGAAGAAAUCAGCACUGUUUCAACCUGUUACAAAGAAGACCGACAAGACACAACGACGUCAGAAAAAAGCAUUGAACUUUAGGAAGAAGUAAUAAUCAGUUGGGUACACAGAAACUUGGAAUGAAGUGAGAGAAGACUGGUGUUAAGGCAUAAAAUGUGUUUGUAAAUUAGUGAACGAUUCAUUUUAAUGCAAUGUUUGUAAAGAGGCAUAUCUUCGUCAUAAGUAUAAGUAUAGCAUUGUUGACACAUAUUACAUGUGUGAUAUAAUCUAGAUAUAUUAUUGACCUGACCUUGAUCCACAUGGACCUGAUACACUGGUAUCUUACAAAUAAACACUAUUUUAGUAUGACCUUGAUGAUAUGAUAUAAAUGUAAAAAUGGACCUGAUACACUGGUAUCUUACAAAUAAACACUAUGUUAGUAUGACCUUGAUGAUAUAAUAUUGCUGUAAAUAUGGACCUGAUACACUGGUAUCUAAGAAAUAAACACUACAUUAUUAUGACCUUGAUGAUAUAAUGUUGAUGUAAAUAUGGACCUGAUACACUGUUAUCUUACAAAUAAACACUACAUGAAUAUGACCUUGAUGAUAAAAUGUUGAUGUAAAUAUGGACCUGUUACACUGGUAUCUUAGCAAUAAACACCAUGUUAGUAUGACCUUGAUGAUAUAAUAUUGCUGUAAAUAUGGACCUGAUACACUGGUAUCUUACAAAUAAACAGUAUGUAGUAUGACCUUGAUGAUAUAAUAUUGCUGUAAAUAUGGACUUGAUACACUGGUAUCUUACAAAUAAACACUACAUUAUUAUGUCCUUGAUGAUAUAAUGUUGAUGCAAAUAUGGACCUGAUACACUGGUAUCUUACAAAUAAACACUUCGUUAGUAUGACCUUGAUGAUAUAAUAUUGCUGUAAGUAUGGACCUGAUACACUGGUAUCUUACAAAUAAACAGUAUGUUAGUAUGACCAUGAUGAUAUAAUAUUGAUGUAAAUAUGGACCUGAUACACUGGUAUCUUACAAAUAAACAGUAUGUUAGUAGGACCUUGAUGAUAUGAUUUUGAUGUAAAUAUGGACCUGAUACACUGGUAUCUUACAAAUAAACACUACGUUAGUAUGACCUUGAUGAUAUGAUAUUGAUGUAAAUAUGGACCUGAUACACUGGUAUCUUACAAAUAAACACUAUGUUAGUAUGACCUUGAUGAUAUAAUAUUGCUGUAAAUAUGGACUUGAUAAACUGGUAUCUUACAAAUAAACACUACAUUAUUAUGACCUUGAUGAUAUGAUGUUGAUGCAAAUAUGGACCUGAUACACUGGUAUCUUACAAAUAAACACUUCGUUAGUAUGACCAUGAUGAUAUGAUAUUGCUGUAAAUAUGGACCUGAUACACUUGUAUCUUACAAAUAAACAGUAUGUUAGUAUGACCUUGAUGAUAUGAUUUUGAUUUAAAUAUGGACCUGAUACACUGGUAUCUUACAAAUAAAAACUACAUUAGUAUGACCUUGAUGAUAUGAUAUUGAUGUAAAUAUGGACCUGAUACACUGGUAUCUUACAAUUAAACACUACGUUAAUAUGACCUUGAUGAUAUGAUAUUGAUGUAAAUAUGGACCUGAUACACUGGUAUCUUACAAAUAAACACGACGUUAGUAUGACCUUGCUGAUAUAAUAUUGCUGUAAAUAAGUACCUGAUACACUGGUAUCUUACAAAUAAUCAGUAUGUUAGUAUGACCUUGCUGAUAUAAUAUUGCUGUAAAUAAGUAGUGAUACACUGGUAUCUUACAAAUAAUCAGUAUGUUAGUAUGACCUUGAUGAUAUGAUAUAAAUGUAAAAAUGGACCCGAUACACUGGUGUCUUACAAAUAAACACUUUGUUAGUAUGACUUUGAUGAUAUAAUAUUGCUGUAAAUAUGGACCUGAUACACUUGUAUCUUACAAAUUGACACUUCGUUAGUAUGACCUUGAUGAUAUAAUAUUGCUGUAAAUAUGGACCUGAUACACUGGUAUCUUAGCAAUAAACACUUCGUUAGUAUGACCUUGAUGAUAUAAUAUUGCUGUAAAUAUGGACCUGAUACACUGGUAUCUUACAAAUAAACAGUAUGUAGUAUGACCUUGAUGAUAUGAUAUUGAUGUAAAUAUGGACCUGAUACACUGGUAUCUUACAAAUAAACAGUACAUUAGUAUGACCUUGAUGAUAUAAUGUUGAUGCAAAUAUGGACCUGAUACACUGGUAUCUUACAAAUAAACACUUCGUUAGUAUGACCUUGAUGAUAUAAUAUUGCUGUAAAUAUGGACCUGAUACACUGGUAUCUUACAAAUAAACAGUAUGUUAGUAUGACCUUGAUGAUAUGAUAUAAAUGUAAAAAUGGACCCGAUACACUUCUAUCUUACAAAUAAACACUACGUUAGUAUAACCUUGAUGAUAUAAUAUUGAUGUGAAUGUGGAUCUGAUACACUGGUAUCUUACAAUUAAACACUACGCAAGUAUGACCUUGAUGAUAUAAUAUUGCUGUAAAUAUGGACCUGAUACACUGGUAUCUCACAAAUAAACACUACGCAAGUAUGACCUUGAUGAUAUAAUAUUGAUGUAAAUAUGGACCUGAUACACUUGUAUCUUACAAAUAAACACUUCGUUAGUAUGACCUUGCUGAUAUAAUAUUGCUGUAAAUAUGGACCUGAUACACUUGUAUCUUACAAAUAAACACUACGUUAGUAUGACCUUGAUGAUAUAAUAUUGAUGUGAAUGUGGAUCUGAUACACUGGUAUCUUACAAUUAAACACUACGCAAGUAUGACCUUGAUGAUAUAAUAUUGAUGUAAAUAUGGACCUGAUACACUGGUAUCUCACAAAUAAACAGUAUGUAGUAUGACCUUGAUGAUAUAAUAUUGCUGUAAAUAUGGACCUGAUACACUUGUAUCUUACAAAUAAACACUAUGUUAGUAUGACCUUGAUGAUAUAAUGUUGAUGCAAAUAUGGACCUGAUACACUGGUAUCUUACAAAUAAACACCUCGUUAGUAUGACCUUGAUGAUAUAAUAUUGCUGUAAAUAUGGACCUGAUACACUGGUAUCUUAGCAAUAAACACCAUGUUAGUAUGACCAUGAUGAUAAAAUAUUGCUGUAAAUAUGGACCUGAUACACUGGUAUCUUACAAAUAAACUCUUCGUUAGUAUGACCUUGCUGAUAUAAUAUUGCUGUAAAUAUGGACCUGAUACACUGGUAUCUUACAAAUAAACACUUUGUUAGUAUGACCUUGCUGAUAUAAUAUUGCUGUAAAUAUGGACCUGAUACACUUGUAUCUUACAAAUAAACACUUCGUUAGUAUGACCUUGAUGAUAUAAUAUUGCUGUAAAUAUGGACCUGAUACACUGGUAUCUUAGAAAUAAACACUUCGUUAGUAUGACCUUGGUGAUAUGAUAUUGCUGUAAGUAUGGACCUGAUACACUGGUAUCUUGAAAAUAAACAGUAUGUCGUAUGACCUUGAUGAUAUGAUUUCGAAGUAAAUAUGGACCUGAUACACUGGUAUCUUAUAAAUAAAUAGUAUGUUAGUAUGACCUUGAUGAUGUAAUAUUGCUGUAAAUAUGGACCUGAUACACUGGUAUCUUACAAAUAAACAGUAUGUAGUAUGACCUUGAUGAUAUGAUAUUGCUGUAAAUAUGGACCUGAUACACUGGUAUCUUACAAAUAAACAGUACAUUAGUAUGACCUUGAUGAUAUAAUGUUGAUGUAAAUAUGGACCUGAUACACUGGUAUCUUACAAAUAAACACUUCGUUAGUAUGACCUUGAUGAUAUAAUAUUGCUGUAAAUAUGGACCUGAUACACUGGUAUCUUACAAAUAAACACUUCGUUAGUAUGACCUUGCUGAUAUAAUAUUGCUGUAAAUAUGGACCUGAUACACUUGUAUCUUACAAAUAAACACUUCGUUAGUAUGACCUUGAUGAUAUAAUAUUGCUGUAAAUAUGGACCUGAUACACUGGUAUCUUAGAAAUAAACACUUUGUUAGUAUGACCUUGGUGAUAUGAUAUUGCUGUAAGUAUGGACCUGAUACACUGGUAUCUUGAAAAUAAACAGUAUGUAGUAUGACCUUGAUGAUAUGAUUUUGAUGUAAAUAUGGACCUGAUACACUGGUAUCUUAUAAAUAAACACUACGCAAGUAUGACCUUGAUGAUAUAAUAUUGCUGUAAAUAUGGACCUGAUACACUGGUAUCUUACAAAUAAACAGUAUGUAGUAUGACCUUGAUGAUAUAAUAUUGCUGUAAAUAUGGACCUGAUACACUUGUAUCUUACAAAUAAACAGUAUGUAGUAUGACCUUGAUGAUAUGAUUUUGAUGUAAAUAUGGACCUGAUACACUGGUAUCUUAUAAAUAAACACUUCGUUAGUAUGACCUUGCUGAUAUAAUAUUGCUGUAAAUAAGUACCUGAUACACUUGUAUCUUACAAAUAAACACUUCGUUAGUAUGACCUUGAUGAUAUAAUAUUGAUGUGAAUGUGGAUCUGAUACACUGGUAUCUUACAAUUAAACACUACGCAAGUAUGACCUUGAUGAUAUAAUAUUGCUGUAAAUAUGGACCUGAUACACUGGUAUCUUACAAAUAAACAGUAUGUAGUAUGACCUUGAUGAUAUAAUAUUGCUGUAAAUAUGGACCUGAUACACUUGUAUCUUACAAAUAAACAGUACGUUAGUAUGACCUUGAUGAUAUAAUGUUGAUGCAAAUAUGGACCUGAUACACUGGUAUCUUACAAAUGAACACCUCGUUAGUAUGACCUUGAUGAUAUAAUAUUGCUGUAAAUAUGGACCUGAUACACUGGUAUCUUAGCAAUAAACACCAUGUUAGUAUGACCAUGAUGAUAAAAUAUUGCUGUAAAUAUGGACCUGAUACACUGGUAUCUUACAAAUAAACUCUUCGUUAGUAUGACCUUGCUGAUAUAAUAUUGCUGUAAAUAUGGACCUGAUACACUGGUAUCUUAGAAAUAAACACUUCGUUAGUAUGACCUUGGUGAUAUGAUAUUGCUGUAAGUAUGGACCUGAUACACUGGUAUCUUGAAAAUAAACAGUAUGUAGUAUGACCUUGAUGAUAUGAUUUUGAUGUAAAUAUGGACCUGAUACACUGGUAUCUUAUAAAUAAAUAGUAUGUUAGUAUGACCUUGAUGAUGUAAUAUUGCUGUAAAUAUGGACCUGAUACACUGGUAUCUUACAAAUAAACAGUAUGUAGUAUGACCUUGAUGAUAUAAUAUUGCUGUAAAUAUGGACCUGAUACACUUGUAUCUAACAAAUAAACAGUACGUUAGUAUGACCUUGAUGAUAUAAUGUUGAUGCAAAUAUGGACCUGAUACACUGGUAUCUUACAAAUAAACACCUCGUUAGUAUGACCUUGAUGAUAUAAUAUUGCUGUAAAUAUGGACCUGAAACACUGGUAUCUUAGCAAUAAACACCAUGUUAGUAUGACCAUGAUGAUAAAAUAUUGCUGUAAAUAUGGACCUGAUACACUGGUAUCUUACAAAUAAACACUUCGUUAGUAUGACCUUGCUGAUAUAAUAUUGCUGUAAAUAUGGACCUGAUACACUGGUAUCUUACAAAUAAACACUAUGUUAGUAUGACCUUGCUGAUAUAAUAUUGCUGUAAAUAUGGACCUGAUACACUUGUAUCUUACAAAUAAACACUUCGUUAGUAUGACCUUGAUGAUAUAAUAUUGCUGUAAAUAUGGACCUGAUACACUGGUAUCUUAGAAAUAAACACUUCGUUAGUAUGACCUUGGUGAUAUGAUAUUGCUGUAAGUAUCGACCUGAUACACUGGUAUCUUGAAAAUAAACAGUAUGUAGUAUGACCUUGAUGAUAUGAUUUUGAUGUAAAUAUGGACCUGAUACACUGGUAUCUUAUAAAUAAAUAGUAUGUUAGUAUGACCUUGAUGAUGUAAUAUUGAUGUAACUAUAGACCUGAUACACUGGUAUCUUACAAAUAAACAGUAUGUUAGUAUGACCUUGAUAUGAUAUUGCUGUAAAUAAGGACCUGAUACACUGGUAUCUUACAAAUAAACACAACUUAUAGUUUGACCUUGAUGAUAUAAUAUUGCUGUAAAUAUGGACCUGAUACACUGGUAUCUUACAAAUAAACACUAUGUUAGUAUGACCUUGAUGAUAUGAUAUUGAUGUAAAUAUGGACCUGAAACACUGGUAUCCUACAAAUAAACACUACGUUAGUAUGACCUUGAUGAUAUGAUAUUGAUGUAAAUAUGGACCUGAUACACUGGUAUCUUACACAAAAACACUAUGUCAGUAUGUCCAUGAUGAUAUAACAUUGAUGUAAAUAUCGACCUGAUGUACUCUUACCUUAACAAAUACACAUAUGACUUUGCAUCAUGUUUUAGAUACGGACCUAAUAUACUAUCUUGCACACAAACCCUGUGUUGAUAUGACUGUAUGUUAAUAUAGACAUGAUACAUUAGUUUUCUACAAACACACCAUAGUAUUACCUGGAAGAAUAUUUUUAUCUAAAUAUUUACCAAAUAUACUAGUAUCUUGUAAAUAAACCCUAUGUUGAUAUGACCUUGAAGAAUACUUUUGAAGUAAAUAUGGACCUAUUAUACUUGUAUCUUACAAAUGCAUGAUAUGCUGAUUAUGACCUUGAAGACAGAUUUUGAUGAGAAUAUGAAUCAGAUGAUAAGGACAGUCUCUCCAAUUAUAACUUAGUCACAAAGUUGCGCUGUUCAGUUCAACACCUUUCCUAUUACGUCCUUUUGCCGGUAUUGAAAGAAUUAGAACCUUUUAACUUAUGUGCAAAAUAAUGGAUUUUGGUGCCACAAAGGGAUGCCAUUCUCUACAACUACAACAGCCCCUGAGAUGACUUCACCAUUUGUUCCUAUCUAUCUGUCCCACUAUCUACAUCAAUUGGUGGAUGAUGGAAAUUUGAUCUUGUAUACAAACAAUCAUGUGCAAGAAACUUAAUGAUAGUUUGAGAAACAAAACACCAAGGUAUCUUGUUUAGUUUAUACUCACCUGCCAUUUGCCAGGUACUAAUAUCAAUUACAUGCUUGUGAAAGGUUUGAAAAUGUUGAGAAAAACUGCUUUACUAAAUAGUGUAGAAAUGAUGUAGCAGACAAUAUAUGUGAAUAUAAACAUGGUCUCCCCGAUUGAGAUAUAAGGACACCAUGACCUUUGACAGUUGGAUUGUUGUAAAUAUGGAGUAAUGCUUAUGGCUGUUACAUGUUGUAAAUAUGAGUUGAUAACUUCAAAAAAAUAUUUCUACAAGUACAGGAGUAUGUUAACAGAGAGUAAGUUUGAUGAAUCAGGUUUUUUUGCAUGACUUUGUAGUUUCAUGUAAUUUUCUGAUGUAAAACAUUUGACUCUACUGUGUAUGGCGUGAUGGUAAUACACCUGUAAAUAUAUUUUGACCAAAUAACCAAAUAUUGAACAUCAAUAUCACAUCUAGUAGGAUUUAUGGACUUAAAAACAAUAAAUAUACAAAACCUCUUCUAUCUUACCAUUAACAUUGUAUUAGUGAAGGACAUGUUGUAAAUAAAUGUAUGUAUAAAGAUACAAUGUAUAUAAGGGUGGAUAUAAGUAGGAGUCUCCACUCCAAAUUAUGUUAACAUCUGAAUAACCUUAGAAUUUUAUAUGAAGUACAAAUUGUUGUUAAAAUGCAUGUAGAAGGUUUUAUUACUUUCAAGUUUGUAUGUGUGUAUUUUCUUAAUGUUUCUUGUUGACUGUAGGAAAUAGAAAUGUUCUUGAUAACACAUUAUAUUGAAAAUGACGAUGUUACAGUAUAUAGGAUAUCUCCUAUGAUCAUCUUGGAAGACACAUCUAAAAUUGCAACAAUGUGUACAUAUUGCUCAAAACAGGUCUUGCUACAAAUAUGUGUAGCAGCAUGUGUUAUGUGGGAGUAGAUAUUGAUGAGGGAACUGUGACUGAUCAUUAGGUCCUUGUAGACCUGUAGAUAUGGAAGGAAGAGAGUUGACAAGAACCUAAGUGAGAAAAUCUUGUAAGGGAGACAAAUCUUGUAUCAUCUCUGUGCAAUGUGCCAAAUACGUAUAUGAAUGACACAUCAAAUGUUGGUAAUUAUAUGCCAGUUAUGUACUGUUACCUGUAUUGAUAUAUGUUUUCUUUGUUAUUGAAAUCUAAUGACUUUGUGCCAUAUUUAGAUACUUAAAACUGAAAAUUAUUCCAUGUUUUCUAUACCGGGUAGUACUGUUUUAUGAUUUUGAAGAUGUGCCUCUAUUCUGAACAUGCAAAAGUCACACUGAUAUAUUAUGUUUGCCUGGGCCCCGUUCCACAAGGUAUCUUAGCGCCAAGGUGAUCAUAACUUUCAUACUUUGUCAUAAGCUUACAAUCUACGCAUCACUGAGAUCGCUAUGUGGAAUGGGGCCCUGUGCACUACAUGUGUUGUCUGAUGACCGAUACACGAGUUGGAGGAGUGUUGCUAUGAUACGUUGCAUGUGUGUCAGCAACGUAGACACCAGGAUGACUCACACAAUAGUAAUGUCAUUUGAAAAAUACAAAUAUGCAUGUUGCUAUUUGAUCAGUUAAUUACAUCUUUUGGUUAACUUCUUGUACAUCUUGCUUCUUUGUUGAUUUGUUCAACGUAGUUGCAGUAAAUAGUUAUACCUUCUGUAUAAAACAUAAUAAAAUCUAAUUACCAUCAAUCAAUAGAGUAGUAAUAUCAGUCUUUCGUGAAUGAUUUACAUCAAGUAAAGUGAUGUGAAAGUUACAGAUAUGUAUGUAGCACUUUAAUAAAUUAAUUAUAUAUUUUGGUUAAUUGAAUAUGCAUACCGGUAGUAUGCUUAAUACUUGUUGAUUAGCAUUCAUAGCUGAUUCAGUAGUUGCAAGACCUUCAGUUUAAGUUUUUUUCUUUUGUACUUUUCAAAUGUGAAGUCUACAUUUAGUUCUAAUAAGUGUGUAUUACUUAUAUUGAAAACCUUUCACCUUAUUACAUUGUAAACUGUACCUGGAAUAAUUGUACCUUGUUUAUCAUAAUUGCAUCAUAACCAAGACUUGUUUACCACAUAAUUGUUGUUCAUGACUUUAAGACCUGGGAAACAUAGUAUUUUGCAUUGUGCUAAUAUGUAUAAAAAAUAGCAAGGAUACUAUUUUAUUUACCUUAUUGACUUACCAGCAUAUUGUUUAGAAAAUGACAAUGGAAAAUACUAAGCACCUGUUUCUCAGGUCUCUUCAUUAGGUUUUAAUGAGGUUAAUGGUGUUGUUUGCUGUAAUCUUAUAUUCCAUGCUUGACUUAGAUGUGUUUUAUGGUUAUAUGGUUUGUAGAUUUUCCUAUGAUUACUUUUUCACCUAUCAAUUGUCUACAAUAGAACAUCACUUUUUGUCAUAACAACAUAAAAGAUGAUGAAUAGAUAUUCUGAAGAACCUCUGACCAUAAAAAUAAAUAAUCAACAGCAGUUGAUUGCCGAGUAAGUUCCACGUCUUCAAUGGUAAGUUAACUGGUCAUGCAUUUUUAUGUUGUAAUUUUGACAGUGAGGUCAUCUGUAUACUAGUAAUUAAUUCAAAGAUGAUAGUUUUUGUCAGUACAGCAGUAUGUGUAUAUAUAUCAACCUACCAAAGUGAGUUACAAAAAUGUUUGGGUGGUCAGUUAACCUAGUGGUUAAAGCGUUCUCUCGUCACGCCGAAGAUCCAGGUUUGAAUCCCGACAUGGGUACAAUGUGUGAAGCCCAUUUCUGGUAUCCGCUGCCGUGAUAUUGCUGGAAUAUUGCUAAAAGCGGCGUAAAACCAUACUCACUCACUACAAAAAUGUUUCAUCAUAACUAUCUACAAAACACAGAGGCAUAAACCAAAGUUAAACAGAUGAUGGCUAAUUUUUUUUGGAACACGGUGACGGAGACACAUUCCAUUAAUACUAGUUGUUACCCCCUUGCUGUAAACAAGCUAUCAUGGGUUAUGGAUUUUAUUAUUUGUUCCUCGUGUGAAAUUUUCGGUUGGCUGAGAUGUACAUCCUACUUUCCUAUCUGAAAUUGUAUUAUGAUUUAGUAAAUGGUUGUUUAAAGUACAUGUAUAACAUACUUUCCAUAAAAGAAUUAAGACAUCUCUCCUAAAACACAUUGAUUUUUGCAGCUAAAGGACACUGUUAAUCAUGUUAAGGAUGCCUUUUUUAUUCCGUCAUUUGAUAGGCACAGAAAAUUCUUAAAUUUUGUCAAUUUGAUGUUAACAAAAAUUCUUGUUGUAAGUCAUCACUGACUUAGGUACAUAUUUCUUGGAAAAGAACUUGAAAAUGAUAUUUUAUCUAUUUCUGUCAUAACAAGCCUACUCAAGAAAUUUUACAGAUGGAAUUUCCACAAUAUUAAUAACAACACAAACCAUAAUAAUGUAGAUUUUUCACACAAGUAUUAUCUUCUUUGAAUAUGAGAAAACCCAGUUCUCAUAAAUAUGUAUGUCCACAUCCUCAUUAAUACAGCCCUGUACAUCAGUACCAGCUCAACAACAUGUGUCAACUAGGUCAUUUGUAUAGUUGUUCAAAAUCAUGUAGGGGCGGUGGGGUAGUCUAACGGUUAAAGUGUUCGCUCAUCACGCCGAAGACCCGGGUUUUAUUUCCCACAUGGGUACAAUGUGUGAAGCCCAUUUUUGGUCUCACCCGCAAUGAUAUUGCUGGAAUACAGCUAAAACUGGCGUAAUUCCAUACUCGCUCCCUCACUCAUCCACUCACACAAAAUCAUGUAAGAACAUGACUGAAUUAGUAAUUGGGAAGUGCUCCCCUGUCUUUUUGUAUCUGCAUAAAAUGCUUUUCUUAUUAUACAAGAAAUAUUUUAUGUGAACUGCUGUUUCUGAUCUGAGAUGAAGCAUUUGAUAACUAGGUCAGUGUACGUGGAGAGCUGGAUAAUGCUGGAUCAUCUUGUAACUUAAUUGCAACUUGUGGGUAAUCCAGGUCAACAGCCACCUAUCCCUGAUAAACAUACAAAUAGGGCUGAGUUGAGUCCAAAUUUACUACCCCGGUACCCAACCCCCUAUUACCCAGCCCUACCCACUGUAGGUCUCAAGAGUUGGUAACACAUGUCUAAUUGGGAAUAGUUUAACUGUAGCCCUGGCUAAAACUGUUUAGAUACAUGUAUGAAACCAGAUACCAUAUAAUAGAUAAAUGGUCUCUUAUGAAACCAUCAAAUCAUGCGUACACUGAAGCUGACUGAAGCUUUAUCUUUCCUCAAACAUUUACAAGUCAAAAGGAAUGUGUGCAUCGUCAUAAACAAAUGGGAACAUUAGCGACUUGUAGUGUAACCACUGAGUUAUAGUAAGUUUUUGUCAUUAAACAAUAUCACGUGAUUAACCAGGGGACCGGGUAGUACUGUGGGUACCCGGGUCCUACUUAGGACCCACCCGACCCGAGUACCCGAGUUACCCGUCCCAGCCCUACAUACAAACAAAUCUUUUUAAGUCAGACAGUGAAAUUUGUGUGAAAAGGUCAUGCAGAAUGAUGUCCUGUUCAUCAUUUUUACAGUACAGUGGUUUUAUUUACAUAUUCAUUGAUACUUAAUCCAUAUGUGAAAUUUCUUUAGUAGGCCUUUCGAGUACAUUCCAUAAAUAUUUUAGUAAAUAUUCAUGAUUUUAGGAGGGUUGUCAAGUGUUUAAUUUAUAUCAUGCUUGAAUAUGUUAGUUACUCACAUCUCAUACACAGGUAUUUGCUGUUUCAUUAGGGGUUGACUAUAUCCAUGCUAGCCCAGUUUAGUUUCAGACCUGUAACCCUUUAGUACAGCUUUUUGAACUCCUACUUAUUUGAGUGUACAAUAUGCAUACAUGUGAAAUAUCAUAUGAAUCCUUUGAACUUGUUGUGAAGGGAAAAUAGAUAUAUAUGUAGUCCAGGGUAAUGUCAAAUCUAUAACACAUGUCAACCCUUAUUGAUUAGAUGUAAUUUUGAUUUGAUCUUUUGUUUUUUGCUUUUUGUCUGUAUAUUGCUUAGGAGUAUUUGUUCUUAAUAAACCUUAUCCUGUUGA